CAGGGCCAAAUAUCCUGCUGGCCUGCACCACAGUCACCAAGGAAACGUGCAGGAUUUGGAUCCAGCUAUCAGUCCGUGACAGCUGCAAACAUGAUAAAUGCAGUUCUCGUUUUUAACAAUAGCGGGCAACCGCGCCUCACUAAAUUCUAUACCCAGCUGGAUACACAAACACAGCAGCGCUUAAUAGCGCAGAUCUAUAGCCUUGUUUCCCAGCGACCGCCUUCGGCUUGUAAUUUCCUGCCUCUCCCGCCACUCCUUUCACAAGGCGCGGAUACGAACCCAACGUUGGGCCAUUCCGAUGCCCCAACUCAAAUAACAUAUCGCACCUAUGCUACGCUUUCCUUCAUUCUCAUCUCUACUUCCACUGAAUCCCCGCUUGCUUUAAUCGAUUUGAUCCAGGUCUUCGUGGAGGCGUUAGAUCGCCUGUUUGAAAACGUUUGCGAACUAGACCUAAUUUUUGGGUUUGAGACGAUGCAUGCAGUGCUGGCGGAGAUGAUCGUUGGCGGAGUGGUUAUCGAAACGAACCUCGAUCGAAUUGUGCAGGGAGUUCGGAGUCAAGAGGGCUCUAAAGGAAGGAGGAAAGCGGUCGAGGCUGCGAGUUCAGGCAUCGGACGCACAGGGAUCCCGGGCCUGGGAGUCCCGUGGAGGUGAAUUUCCCAUCGACUAAAGACCAAUUUGAUCUUCAGGGAUCAAAUUGAACGCAACCUGAGUGUUACUACGCUGAACCUAGCGCAUGGUGUUUGGGAUAUAUGGGAAUGGCGUUCUGUUAAUAUCGGCUUUUGGCCAGUGCCAAUAUACAUACCUUGGAGCAUUUUUGGACGGAUGAGCGAAAUGACCUUACCAAUGCUAAAAUACUACAAUGAUACAGCUACUGAGCCUAGCUGUCAUUUACGAUCUCUCA
Messenger RNA from Coccidioides immitis RS, 901 nucleotides. RefSeq names its product AP-3 complex subunit sigma. The transcript is spliced from 2 exons. Gene Ontology annotation, biological process: vesicle-mediated transport; protein transport. The coding region runs from base 91 to 651 and encodes 186 amino acids. Gene Ontology annotation, cellular component: intracellular membrane-bounded organelle. NCBI's taxonomy places the organism in Eukaryota, Fungi, Ascomycota, Eurotiomycetes, Onygenales, Onygenaceae. The record is from RefSeq and is a predicted model, not a curated record.